Aureobasidium pullulans EXF-150 is the source of this 666-nucleotide messenger RNA. RefSeq lists its product as uncharacterized. Gene Ontology annotation, cellular component: THO complex part of transcription export complex. The coding region runs from base 1 to 666 and encodes 221 amino acids. NCBI's taxonomy places the organism in Eukaryota, Fungi, Ascomycota, Dothideomycetes, Dothideales, Saccotheciaceae. The transcript is spliced from 2 exons. The record is from RefSeq and is a predicted model, not a curated record. Gene Ontology annotation, molecular function: mRNA binding. Gene Ontology annotation, biological process: positive regulation of DNA-templated transcription, elongation; mRNA export from nucleus.
AUGGACGCCGGCGCAUUCGUGACAGACGCCUUCCUCCAGUCCGUCUUGCAGGCCGCGGCCGAGGCUCGCCAACAAUGCCUGCAGAUGCUCGACUUUAUCGAUCAGAACCGCGCCGCUCAGCCAUCGCCCGAAGCUGAGAUGCAGCUCAGUCGCCAGCAGAAGAUCCUCCACACCAAUCUGGCCAAGCUACGUGGACUCAACCGUCGCGCCGUUCUCGACACGCGAAACACCAAGCAGCAAACUCAGGAAGCAAAGUCCGAGAUUGACUCUCUGCAUCUCCACCUGCAAAACCUCUACUACGAACAGCGCCAUCUCAUCGGCGAUAUCGCUGCAUGCCAGGGCUACAACCACAAGUACCAGUCCCUACCUUUGAUCUCCGUAGACGAAAUCCUCGCUACCAACCCUGAACUCGCUGGCGCAGAUGAACACGACCUAAUGGUGGCCCGCAUCAAUCACGAACACGCCGAACGUCAAGCGCUAGAAGAGCAACGCCAGGGCCUACUUAAGAAGAAACAAAGCUUGAUCGCCGAAAACAACAAGAAGAAGGACCAUCUGGCCGCUCUUGACAAGGAGGUUGAGAAGUUCCUCGGCUCUGCCACUGCAGUCCAGCAAAAGUUCGAACAGCACGAUCAACAAAACAAGGCCGCCGCUGCAGCUUCCGCAUGA